CGUAUGUGUACAGGUUCCGACUUUAAGCUGCUUGAUCUUGGCUGUGGAUACGGAAGGUACACACUUAUAAUCGCCAAGCGUUAUCCUUAUAGCACCGUGUAUGGUAUCGACCCGGUCAGGAAAUCCAUCGACGAAGCCAACGCGCAGCUGCAAAAGGAAGCGCUGAUCAAUGUCAACUUCCUGUGUGUGCCGGGAGAACAGCUUCCCCAAGACUGGACGGAAAAUUUCGAUUUUGUAAUUUUAAACGAUGUCCUACAUGACGCAUAUGCGGUAGACGGAAUUUUGACGGAAGUCCGCCGUGUUUUGAAAUCAAACGGAUUCGGAGCGGCCUACGAUCCGCCAGUUUCAUCGUACUCCGCCAAGCUGACCGAUACCGACAUUGCCCAGCUGUACCUGCCCCUGAGCUUGUUUUCCUGUCUUCCCAUGAGCCUCUCUGGUCCUUACGGCGAGGGAUACGGCGUGGGCUGGGGCUACGAAAAGCGGAGGGAGAAGAUCGAAAAACAUGGCUUCCGUCUGGUCAAAGUCGGAGACAUGGAUAUUGACGUGGUCCAAGAAAGAAUUGUCUUCCAAAAAUGAUUCAUGCUGGCUUAUGUUUAAGUAAUAAAACUUAAUUUUUCACUGCGUGUGAAUGCAAUAAAAAAUAGAGUUAUA
Magallana angulata is the source of this 651-nucleotide messenger RNA. RefSeq lists its product as uncharacterized. Bases 4 to 576 code for a protein of 190 amino acids. The transcript has a single exon. The record is from RefSeq and is a predicted model, not a curated record. Lineage: Eukaryota; Metazoa; Mollusca; Bivalvia; Ostreida; Ostreidae.